AUGGAUGGUGUCGCAGUUUAUGCCAAUGUUUUGUCGAACCGAUCUGACAGUAUGGGCUGGGUUAUACACAAUACGAACAAGGAUAAGUUCGCCAAAUAUGGGUUAGACGAAUACAACUUGGCGCCAGGUCAGCUUCUCUUUCAUCCAGGUCCGAAUAAUACUCGAGCAUGCAUUCGUUUUACUGUUCCAUCAGCAGAUACUUACCAUAUUGAUGCUGUUUUCUUCACCACAGCUGGACCAGAAAUUCCAGGACCCUCGACGGAUAUUCAUCUUUCUGUCAACAACGUCGAGUUACGUUCGCUAUGGCUCAAACGAAACACCGGACGAUUUACGAAUUUAAAACAAAUUGAUUUAGCUCGUUUACCAAACAUUAAAAAGCGUGAAGGAAUAAUCAAAUUAUUAAAUAAUAAAUUAUCAGCAUGUAAUGUGAAUUAUGAUGAUAAUUAUCCAUCUGCUCCUGAACUUCAAGAAAAAUGA
This is a messenger RNA of Adineta steineri, 477 nucleotides long. NCBI's taxonomy places the organism in Eukaryota, Metazoa, Rotifera, Eurotatoria, Adinetida, Adinetidae. The record is from the annotation of a GenBank genome assembly.